Thalassophryne amazonica is the source of this 2053-nucleotide messenger RNA. RefSeq names its product TBC1 domain family, member 17 (gene tbc1d17). Gene Ontology annotation, molecular function: GTPase activator activity. Lineage: Eukaryota; Metazoa; Chordata; Actinopteri; Batrachoidiformes; Batrachoididae. The record is from RefSeq and is a predicted model, not a curated record. The coding region runs from base 97 to 1953 and encodes 618 amino acids. Gene Ontology annotation, biological process: activation of GTPase activity. The transcript has 17 exons.
UUGGUCGUGAAGUGUGGGCGGGGUAGUGCCGGAGCAGGAAGUGUGACGUCUUUAUUUUGGAGGAGUCGAACAGCAACACAAACGACGAAAGGAAAAAUGGAGCAAAAUGUUGAAGAUUACAAGCUAAUUUUUGAGAAGGAAGGGGUAUACCUCCACACUAAUGCCAAGAGGAGUAACCAGGAGACCACCAUCCCAGGGUUCAUCCGCAUUGUGGAAAGGGCUGGCCUGCCUGCUUUGGAAUGGAGCCCCCUGGAGGAUGAAGGCCACAGUGCUCCGGCUGUACUCUACUCUAAAAAGGAUGGGGAAGAGGGGGCAGAGGAUACGCUCUUUGACCCUGGGUAUGAACCAGACUGGGCGGUUAUCAACACAGUGAAGAGAGACAGAGAACACGUUCCACUCAAGGAAUCAGGACAGUGGGCUUUCUCGCUUCCUCUCUCUGAACUGUACUCACUCCGGAGGGCACGGUUCUCGUUGGGUCGAAACUUUCUGGUGUUGACCAGUAGAGGGGCUCACCCGCUACCACCUCUGCAUUUCCACAGAGGGGGAACCAGGGAACUGCUGAGGGCUUUGCAGCGUUACAUCAUCUUGGCCCCGUCACCCGUUGAUGGGCGGCUUUUCCUCGUCUACCCACAUGAUUCAGGUGCCCUCUCACAGUCCUUUGAUGAGCUACAACUUUUUGAUGAUGGAGGCUCUGAUCUUGUUUCGAGGUUCAUGCAAGACCCUUAUGCCACUACCUUUGGCGGAUUCUCUAAAGUCACCAAUUUCUUCAAGGGGGCACUUCGGCCUCCAGAGUCCUCCAUCCGCCCUCACAGUGCUCAGGAUCCAACUCUACCUCCUCAGCCUGAUGAAGAACCGGGUUUUGAGCUCAUCACAUGUGGGGUUGAGCUCAGUCCCAGACCAGAAGUAAAGAGAGGACAACCCUUGAACCAGUGGGAUGAGUUUGUGGACUCUGAAGGACGGAUCCAGAACCCAGAGAGAAUCAAAGAGCUUGUGUUCAGAGGGGGCAUCAUGCCAUCCCUGAGGAAGGAGGUGUGGAAGUUCCUCCUGGGCUUUUAUCCAUGGAACAGCACCUUUAAGGAAAGGGAAGACAUUCUGCGCCAGAAAACAGACGAAUAUUUCAGAAUGAAGGUUCAGUGGAAGUCUGUCAGUGAGGAACAGGAGAUGAGGAACUCUCUCCUUAGAGGAUACCGAAACCUGAUAGAGAGGGAUGUCAACAGGACAGACAGACACAACACGUUCUUCUCCGGAAAGGACAAUCCUGGAUUAGCUCUGCUUCAUGAUGUGCUGAUGACUUACUGCAUGUACAACUUUGAUCUCGGUUAUGUCCAGGGGAUGAGCGAUCUCUUAUCCCCUCUGCUCUUCAUCACGCAGAAUGAGGUGGAGUCAUUCUGGUGUCUGACAGGCUUCAUGGAGCUGUUGCACCAAAACUUUGAGGAGUCUCAAGAGGCCAUGAAGAAGCAGCUCCUCCAGCUCAGUAUCCUGCUGAAGGCUUUGGACCCGGAGCUCUGCGACUAUCUGGACUCUCAGGACAGCGGUUCGCUCUGCUUCUGUUUCCGCUGGCUGCUCAUCUGGUUCAAGAGAGAAUUCUGCUUUGAGGACAUCCUCACUCUGUGGGAGGUCUUGUGGACUCGUCUACCCUGUGAGAACUUCCACCUGCUGAUUGCCUGCUCCAUCCUGGAAUCCCAGAGAGGGGAACUGAUUGGCUCGAACCACGAUUUCAACACUAUCCUGAAACACAUCAAUGAUUUAAAUAUGAGAAUGGACCUGCAGAGUGUCCUGCGUGAUGCAGAGGCCAUCUAUCUCCAACUGGUUCAGUGCAAGGAGCUUCCCCUGAAGGUGCAGGAGGUUCUGGGCCUGCACAACCCCACCAGACCUGAGGAGCAGAGCCCCGACUCCCAGGCCAGCGGUGCUGUCCAGGGAGUCCCUGCACAAGUCCAAGCAGGAGCUUCUUAAUCUGAGACAGGAGGUGUCACACCUGCAGCCUACUCUUAAAACUGAAGGACGCUGUGAUGCCAUCAGCAGUACACAUGAAGGAUAUUGCUAUAUUAAAAAA